Messenger RNA from Lotus japonicus, 3152 nucleotides. RefSeq lists its product as uncharacterized. The transcript has a single exon. Gene Ontology annotation, molecular function: zinc ion transmembrane transporter activity. Gene Ontology annotation, cellular component: Golgi apparatus; membrane. Bases 110 to 2827 code for a protein of 905 amino acids. The record is from RefSeq and is a predicted model, not a curated record. Lineage: Eukaryota; Viridiplantae; Streptophyta; Magnoliopsida; Fabales; Fabaceae. Gene Ontology annotation, biological process: transmembrane transport; intracellular zinc ion homeostasis; zinc ion transport.
UUUUAAAAUUUUUGAAAAGUGUUUAUUCUGAAGCGAAAACUGUAUUGGCUGCUGAAAUUAAAACACUACGACGACUGUGUUAGUUGUGUGACUGACUUGUAGACUCACCAUGGCGGACCAACGCAACCACCACCAACACCGACCGCACCGCCUCUCCGUACCACCGCGCACAACCACUUUCUCCGCCACACCAAGACCCCCCUACACCCCAUUCCGCUACCCACCGUCGUCAACCCCAACACCCACCCCUUCCAAACACCGCCUAUCCUUCAAUUCCAAAUCGAAAUCCAAACCCUCCCUCUCCUUCCUCUUCCUCCUCCUCCUCCUCUCCCUCCGCUCCCUCUACUCCCUCCUCCCUUUCCUCCGCUCCUCCCCUCCCUCCUUCUCCCUCUUCCCCUUUUCCUUCCUCGUUUCCCUCCUCUCAUUUUCCCUCACACUUUCCUUCUCCCUUUUCCCCUCCAAAUCCAAACACAACCAACCUACCCUUUUCUCUUCAAUCUCACCCUCUCAGCAGAGGGUUCUCGUUUUCAAAUCAAUCCUUCUCUCACUCGUCUUCCUCCUCCGCUUCCAAGCCCUCCUUUACUGCACCACCGCCGCCAUGAUCCUCGCCGAGUUCAUGGGCACCGUCGCCGCCCGCGCCUUGUUCCGUCGAAAAAACCACUCCAGUAACGGUUGGCGCGGGUUCGCGUCGUUGUUUUUGGGACUUUCCAUGUUGUCAUUUGGCUGGGAUCGGAUUGAGUGUUUCCCAUUUUCUAAAUUAGAUGAGAAUUGUGUGAGGAUUUGGCCAUUGUUGCUUCCUUUUGUGUCGGGAUUUCUCGGGUGCUAUGAACAAAGGGUUUCGGAUUGGGGGAACGUUAAGCAGCUCGGUCAUAAACGGGUUCGGUUGAUUACUUUGUUGUUCACUACAAUUGUGCUUUUUGUUCCUGCUGUGAUUAGUUUCUUUGUGUUUGAAGAAAAGAGUGAUAAGGAUAGUGUUUCGUUCGCGAAUUUGGCUUGGCCUCUGGCUAAUACUGUUGUUUUCGGUGUGCUUUUGAGUGAGAAUUGUUACAGUGGUGGUGAGAGUUGGUUGAGUUUCAAAGACUCCCAGAGGGAGUUUUUGGUGACUUUUGUGUGUACAUUGGUAUUAGAGCUUUUUUAUUUCCCUGAUCUUUCACUUUGGGGUUUGUUGCUUUGUGGUGUGUUGCUUUAUGUGGCUGUUAGAGACUUGGAUCCUUUUCGUUCGAAUGAGCUUGGUAUUGUGUCAGGAGAGGAGUCAUCGGAGUUACUGAGUGACAUGAUUAUGAAGCCUGUGAGACAUAUUUUGAGUGAGAGGAAGUCGAGGAAGAUUGCGCUUUUUCUCUUGAUCAAUGCGGGUUACAUGGUUGUGGAGUUUGCGGCUGGGUUUAUGAGCAAUAGUCUUGGUCUGAUAUCUGAUGCGUGUCACAUGUUGUUUGAUUGUGCUGCUCUGGCAAUUGGGCUGUAUGCUUCGUAUAUAUCUCGUUUGCCUGCGAAUAACCACUAUAACUAUGGCCGGGGAAGAUUUGAGGUUCUAUCAGGAUAUGCUAAUGCUGUUUUUCUGGUUCUUGUGGGAGCAUUGAUAGUGGUGGAGUCCUUUGAGAGGAUAUUGGAGCCUCAAGAAAUAUCAACUAAUAGUUUGUUGGUUGUCUCUAUUGGAGGGCUCGUAGUCAAUGUCAUUGGCUUGAUAUUCUUUCAUGAGGAGCAUCACCAUGCCCAUGGAUUGUCUGGGUCGUGCUCACACUCACACUCACACUCACACACAGAGUCGCAUAGUCACCACCCCCAACAACAUCAUGAUCAUGUGCAUUGCGGUGGAAAGCAUCAUCACGAAAGACAUGGAAGCAAUCAAGAGUUCAUUUCUGUUUCCAGUGAUUGUCAAGACAAUUUGUGCUCUGGUAAUAGUACUGGCCAUCACAACCACUCUGAUCAUGAGAGGAAGGCUGAGCGCCAUGCAGACAAUUACAGCAUUCAUGGAGAUGGUCAUUGCCAUGACCACCAUGAACACGAUGCUCAUGGCCAUGACCAUCAUCACCACACCAGCCACCAUGAUCACUGCAGCCAUGAGGGGAAGACUGAGUGUCUUGCAGACAGUCACAGCAUUCAGAGCUCUAAGGGUCAUGACCAUGCUCGGCAGCAUGACCACCGUGAUCAUGAUCACCAUGACCAUGCCAGUCACCAUAACCAUAACCAACAUCACCAUCUUGAUCUUGCAGACAGUCACAGCAUUCAGAGCUCUAAGGGUCAUGACCAUGCUCGGCAGCAUGACCACCGUGAUCAUGAUCACCAUGACCAUGCCAGUCACCAUGAUCAUAAGCAUCAUCACCAUCUUGAUACUGACCACCAUAGUCAUGAUGCUUCAGUUGUUCACAAAGAGCACAGCCAUCGCCAUAUCGAUCACAAUAUGGAAGGAAUAUUCUUGCAUGUUCUUGCAGACACAUUGGGGAGUGUUGGUGUUGUUAUAUCUACCCUACUAAUUAAGUACAAGGGAUGGCUUAUUGCUGAUCCUGCCUGCUCAAUUUUUAUUUCGAUUUUGAUUAUAUCCUCAGUGAUACCUUUACUAAGGAAUUCAGCUGAAAUUUUGCUACAAAGAGUUCCAAGGGUGCAGGAGCAUGAGCUGAAAGAUUCCUUAACUAAAGUUUCAAAGAUAAGGGGAGUUUAUGGCAUUCCAAAGUUUCAUUUAUGGAGCUUCACAAACUCAGACAUAGUGGGGACACUACAUCUACACGUCUCCACAGAUACCGACAAGAUGUCCGUGAAGUCUCAGGUUUCACAACUGUUAAAUAAUGCUGGAAUCAAAGAUGUAACCUUGCAGGUGGAAUGUGUGAGAUAAUAUCUUUUGAGUUAGUUGGGUUGUUAUCAGUAUCUUUGAGUCCAUGGCUAUGAUUGCCAGUGGAGACUGUGGAUUAAUUACUGAUAUACACUGCUUGGAACAGAGAUCCCAAUUUCCUGAUCAUUGUCAUAAGGAAUGUUUGAUAAUUUACCAUACUCAUGAUGUUUCAUUUUGGGGAUGAUUUUUUGUGUGGAUCUGUUUCCCGGGAUUCAACAAAUAGCUGAGUUGUCAAUUGUUUUGUAUGAUGUAAUGUAAAGACAAGCAUAGGCUGUAAAAAAGCAUAUUAACAUUGACAUUUUAUACCACAACAAAUAUUCUGCCUUUA